UAUUCAGAUUAUUGCAAUCACGAAUUUACCUUAGAUCCUCACACAGAUGAAUUCGAGAAGAAAAAUCUUGACGUUAAUAAGAUCGAGAGAAAACUGGCCAACUACUUUUUCUUAUUCAGAAGUUGUCUUUCAAAUGCCAUGUCAAAAAAUUUGCAUUGUACCGAGCCAUUUUGCCCUUUAUUUGCUUUCUCUAAUAAGGAUAAUCAGCAUUUUAUAUCAGAACUCUGUUCAUACAUAAAUAAACAUGAAGACCAUAAAAAUAAAAUUUCUACUGUUUUUUCUCCGUUAUACGAAAAAUUAAAACAAGCAAAGACAAUGCAGCGUCGUCGGAGUUCUGAUAUUCCUGUUAAACAAAACAGCUAUUCCUAUAAUCCAUAUUCUCGACGAAGUCAUUCUGAUUCAGAGCUUCCAACGUCAACUCAAUAUAUUAUGGUGACUCCACAAAAUUCGGUGCAGACGCCGGAGGGAACAUACGUUAGGGUGCCAAUUUUGG
Messenger RNA from Ambispora gerdemannii, 493 nucleotides. NCBI's taxonomy places the organism in Eukaryota, Fungi, Glomeromycota, Glomeromycetes, Archaeosporales, Ambisporaceae. The record is from the annotation of a GenBank genome assembly.